Strongylus vulgaris is the source of this 900-nucleotide messenger RNA. The record is from the annotation of a GenBank genome assembly. Lineage: Eukaryota; Metazoa; Nematoda; Chromadorea; Rhabditida; Strongylidae.
AUGUCGGUUCCAAUGUUCGAAAGAAGCAAUGACAUGAAACUAACAGUUGGCAGUAUCUCUGCCUAUCCCAGCAAUCUGUCAAUAUGUUAUUUAGAGACAAGAAGUAUUACAUAUGCUUGCGUUGUACAAAAAACUCAGGUGCACACGGUCAACUGGGAUACCAAAAAUGAAAGCGUGAACUGGGACAGUAUCAAUAUAUCGGACACCAGCACCGACAGACCUAUCAAUGUGCUUCAGGCAGCCCUCGUGUUACCCGCAGCUCGCACACUGCCAUUGCUUGUUGUUGGAACAACGUGUGGCGUUCAGAUUUUCGACAUAAGAACACAAAAGUUACUUCAACAAGAAAACAUUGAAACUGGAAUUGAUGAACCGGACGACUCAGCAUUUUGGAAUAGUUUCUGUCGUGGGAUUACCUGUAACAAUAACACAAUCCUAAUAGUUGAAGAUAGCAACUCAGUGAGUUAUGUUUUAAGAGAGACAGUUCGAGCUCAUCGCUACAUGGAAAUUCCGAACAGCUGGCAUCCGAUCACAGCAAUGAACGUCCUACGCAAACAAGCAAUCCUGGGAACUGUUCGUGGGCGAAUUCUGUUCUACUCGGUCACGAAUGGCGAAUUAAUGGCUGAGGUUUGUGCACAUGCAAGAGCAGUCACCUGUAUUUCGGUCGCACCAGAAAGCGCUUAUGUACUGACUGGCUCGGAAGAUGGACGUUUUAUUGUGUAUAAACUGCAUACUAGAAAGCCACAAGCUUAUCAGGUUGAAUACCGAUACUCUGACGAACUUCCAAAUUGUGCCAUAAUGGGAGCUCAGUUCACAAAUGGUCGAGGAAGCAACAUUGCAGUAGCAUGUUUUGAUCAUAACGCUAUUUAUGUAUAUCGCAUUGUUAAAAAAACUGGACCUUGA